Molecule: messenger RNA, 5003 nt
Organism: Pristis pectinata (smalltooth sawfish)
Lineage: Eukaryota; Metazoa; Chordata; Chondrichthyes; Rhinopristiformes; Pristidae
Gene: h6pd
Product: hexose-6-phosphate dehydrogenase (glucose 1-dehydrogenase)
Biological process (GO): pentose-phosphate shunt, oxidative branch; glucose metabolic process; pentose-phosphate shunt
Cellular component (GO): endoplasmic reticulum
Molecular function (GO): 6-phosphogluconolactonase activity; NADP binding; glucose-6-phosphate dehydrogenase activity
Source: RefSeq, a predicted model, not a curated record
UUUAAGGUGAAAGAUCUAAAAGUGACCUGAGGGGCAACUUCUUCACGCGGAGGGAGGUCUGCGUGUGGAAUGAGCAAGUGGUUGGAGGCAAAGUGAAAGAACAAGACUUAAAAGGGAUAGAGGCCAAAUGGGAGGAGAAGCAUGGACGAGAUGGGCCGAAGGGCCUGUUUCCAAGCUGGUUAUUGCUCUAGGAGCCCAGAAGCAGCGUGCACCCGCUGCAGUGGGUCAUGGUGAAGGCUCCAGCUCCAGCUCCAGUGCAACAGCUGAGAGAGGCGGGUUCGAACCCCGUCCGGAAGCGGUAGUCAGAUGAUAACCCGUCUCGAUGUUCGUCUCUGCCGGCGUCCUGUGUUCACGGAAGUGUGCUGCUCAAACAGGUACCUGGAGAAAUCUGCCUCAGUGCAGCAAUGACCCUGAGACGAGCUCUUUAUGGGCUGUUCCUCGGAGGAAUGCUGCAGAUUUUCACUGCGGAAUGCAGGACCCACGUCUCUGUUGUCUUAGUCGGGUCAACAGGAGACCUGGCUAAAAAGUACCUCUGGCAAGGUUUAUUUCAGAUGUACACGGAGCAGGUCGACAGUGGCCUGCACAGCUUCAGUUUUUAUGGUGGCACUCGACUCCCUUCUGCGGAGGGCUCGCCAGUAAUGUACGAGAUACUCAAAGGCCUGUCUUGCUUGCCAAAUGUGCCUUCUGUCAAGUGUGUCAUGCUGAAGGACCAGUUUAUAAAGUUGUCUCAGUAUCGUCAAUUGGACACCAUGGAAGACUAUUCCAAUCUCAACAAGAAGAUUGAGGAGUUGCUCACUCAAGAAGGCCUUGAGGAAGAAGGCCGCCUGUUUUAUCUCAGCGUCCCUGCCUUUGCCUACGUUGGCAUAGCAACUAAAGUCAAUGCCACCUGCCGACCGAAGAAAGGUUCCUGGCUGCGUGUCGUUCUAGAAAAGCCCUUCGGACACGACCUCGAUUCAGCCCAGCGGUUAGCUGAGGAGCUGCAGAAGUUCCUGCGUGAGGAGGAGAUGUAUAGAAUUGACCACUAUCUCGGCAAGCAGGCGAUCGCCUACAUCUUACCGUUCCGUCACGAGAACCACCAUUCCUUGGAUCCCAUCUGGAACCAGCAUCACAUUGAAAGAGUGGAGAUAGUUAUGAAAGAGACGGUGGACGCCAAAGGUCGCACGAGCUUUUACGAGCAGUACGGAGUCAUUUGUGAUGUUAUUCAGAACCACCUGACGGAAAUUCUGACUUUCGUCGCUAUGGAGACCCCGGCAAACAUCAGCGACUCUGAAGAGAUUCACAGAAACAAAAUGAAGGUGUAUGGCAGCUUGGAGAAACUCAGUAAGAGGAGCGCUGUCAUUGGCCAGUAUCAAGCUUACAAUGGUGAGGUCGUGCAGGAGUUGCAGAAGCCAAUUGUUUAUAGAAGCAACGUUCCAACAUUUGCUGGUAGGUUAAUCUUUCUGUGUUUCAGGUGUCGGGAUUUCCUGGACAGCCCUCAGUGGGAUGGUAUGCCUUUUAUACUGUCCGCUGGCAAAGCUCUGGAUGAACGGGUUGGCUACACUCGAAUUUUGUUCAAAAAUAAAGCUUUCUGCCUCCAAGUGAAUCAACGAGAAAGCUGAAUUCAGUGUGCAAGCCCGAAACAGAUCAUCUUUUAUGUGGGUCACGGAGAUUUGAAUGUUCCAGCUAUUUUGGUCAGUAGAAACCUGUUCAAACCAGUGAUAGAUUCAGCAAACUGGAAGCAAGUGACUGACUUACCAGAUCUUCACAUCUUUGGCCUUCCUUUGUCAGACUAUUAUGUUUACACCCCAGUGAUGCAAAAGGACGCGUACGCAGUGCUCAUCCCACGGAUUCCAGGGAAGCGCGACAUGUUUGUCAAUACCGAGGAUCUGCUGGCAUCCUGGAAGUUCUGGACGCCUCUCCUGAAGGACAUGUCGGGGGAGAGCCCACGCAUUUACCCCGGUGGUUUGCAGAAUGGCGACUUACUGGACUUCACAUUGGCAGGGGCAGUGGCGUCCUUCAGCGCGCCAGACCCCGCGAUAAUCAUCUCCUCGAGCCUCGGCCACCAAAGUGCAAGUGGCUACAAGGUCCUCGAGUCCAGCUACCGAGGGAACAAAUUGGUGUCGGCGAGCACCGAGGAACUCGUUGCCAAACUGGCUUCGCAUCUGCAUGAGGCAGCUGAGACAACUGUGCGUCGGAGCGGGAAGUUCCACCUCGCACUGUCGGGUGGUUCAAGCCCAGUCAGCUUGUUCCAGAGGUUGGCCGCCCACCACUACACGUUCCCCUGGAAGCAGACCCACUUCUGGAUGGUGGACGAGCGCUGCGUCCCUCUUCACGAUGCCAAGUCCAACUUCCGAAGCUUGCACGACCACCUCUUAGCCCAUUUCAAAAUCCCGUACCUCAACAUUCACCCAAUGCCCGUCCACAUGAAUCGCAGGCUGUGCGUCGAAGAGGACCACGGGGCAGACCUCUACGCCAAUGAGAUCAAGACGUUGGUCAAUGGUUCGAGCUUUGAUUUUGUUUUGCUGGGGGCCGGCUCUGAUGGCCACACCGCCUCCUUGUUUCCCAACAGCCAGGCGCUAGCUCAAGGAAGCAAACUGGUUCUGCUGUCAGAAAGCCCAGUGAAGCCUCAUCAAAGGAUGACCCUUUCCCUGAGCGCUAUAAACCGAUCUAAAAAUGUCGCCAUCUUGAUAACUGGGAAGAGUAAGCACUCGAUUGUUAGUAAAAUGAAUAAGGCUGAGGAGAGCCCUCAGAAAUGGCCCAUUACAAGUGUCCGGCUCUCGAAUGGUGAGCUGGUGUGGUACAUUGACUCUGAUGCUCUCUUUGGUUGACCCGGGUUCUAGGAUGAUAUCCUUACUGUCUGUUAAACUUAACUGCAAUGCUGUGAAUGAUCUGAAAUUGUCCCUGAUUCAUGAAGUGGUGGUGUUCUGGGAGGGUCUGAGGUUUCAUUCUGAGUGACAAUAUUAUGUUAAGAGUAACUUAAGUACAGCAGGGAAGAUUUGCAUCCUCCUCUCUUCACUGCUCGGACAUGUGCCCUGUUGGAAUGGAUCGAUCGCCCAUGAAGACACCACCCUGGUUCCGUGCACUUUGACCUCAAUGGACAAAAUUCAGAUGCUCUCCGUCGUAAUCUGGGCAUCCACUCCAUUCGUCCAGCCAAAAGCAAAAAUCUCUCUGGGUGUUAUGUCAUGAUGAAUCUAUCGUCUUUCCAAUAUUUUCUUAGAUGUUCCAAUGGUGCCUCAAGGAUUGAAACUUUGUGCGGCCUUAUCGCACAAGCAGAAUGGUUCAGGUGUUGGAAACACUCAUCAGGUCAGGCAGUGUCUGUGGAGAGAGAAACAGUGUCAACGUUUCAGCUUGAUGACCUUUAAUCUCCACUGAUGCCACCCGAUACCCUUUAUGUACCUAAAAAAAAACUUUUAUAUUAUCAGCUAGUUUACCCUUAUAUUUCAUCGUUCAUCUUCAGCUUUUUUAGUUGUCCUCUGUUGGUCUUUAACGCUUCCCAGUCCUCUGGCUUCCCACUAAUCUUCACCCUGUUGUAUGCCUUCUCUUUGCUAUUCUGCUGUCCCUGACUUGCCUUGUCAGGGGAGACUGUGUGCUUCUUCUUCCAUGGGAUAAAGUUCUGCCGCGUCUCCCGAAUUACUCCCAGAAACUCCUGCCGUUGCUGCUCCACUGUCCUCCCUGCUAGGGUCCCCUUCCAGUCCACUCUGGCCAGCUCCUCCCUCAUGCCUUUUACUCAACUGUAGUAGUGUUACAUCUGAUUUCAGCUUCUGCCUCUUGAACUCUACCAUAUAUGGUCACUGCCUCCUAAGGGUUCCUUCACCUUAAGCUCCCUUAUCAAGUCUGCCUCAUUACGCAACGCCAAAUUCGGGGCAAUACACAAAAGUGCUGGAGGAACUCAGCACAAACCCACUGCCUCCCACAGUUACCUUGACUACACCUGUCACUUGUAGGAACGCCAUGCCCUUCUCCCAGAUCCUCUGCCUCCGCUGCAUCUGUUUCCAUGAUGAGGCUUUCCAUUCUAGGACAUCAGAGAUGUCCUCCUUUUUCAGUAACCAGGAUUCCCUUCCACCACCAUCAAUGCUGCCCUCACCCGCAUCUCCUCCACUUCCCCCCUCCCCCCCCGCCAACAUAACAGGGACAGGGCUCCCCUUGUCCUCAGCGACCACCCCAUGAGCCUCCGUAUCCGACAUAUCAUUCUCCGCAACUUCUGCCGUCUCUAAUGGGAUCCUACCACCAGGCACAUCUUACCCUCACCCGUCUCUCUGCUUUCCGAAGGGACCACUCUCUCCGCGACUCCCUUGUCCACUCGUCCCUCUGCACCGAUAACCACCUGGAACUUAUGCCUGCAACCGCACCAAGUGCUACACCUGUCCCCACACCUCCUCCCUCACCACCAUUCAGGGCCCCAGACAAUCCUUCCAGGUGAGGCAGCGCUUCACCUGUGAGUCCGAGGGUGCAAAUCCAGCUCAGCACACCAAAUUCGGGUAGUACAUGGUUCAAACUUGUGGUAUCCAUCCAGCUCCAUAAUUCUUUUCACGGAUCGAUUGGUUCCAAACAUUGAACAAGAUGUGGGCUAGGUACUUCUCGGGAUCACCCUUGUACAUUCUUGCUCUCGUGUCCUUAUUGAAAACAAUCCAGAGAAAACGUAGACACAGAAUCCUGAUACAGGGUCUUGACCCAAAACGUGACAAUUCCUCUCCCCCACAAUUGCUGCCGACCCACUGAGUUCCUCCAGCAGAUUGUUUCUUGCUCCAUAUUCCAGCAUCUGCGGUCUCUGGUGUCUCCUAAAUGGAGUCACAGCUGCAUCAAUGGGGGAAGGUGUGGAUAAAUGCAAUUUGGAAGGUGCAGAUGCUGUUGUCUAAUAUUUGACUGAGGGUCUCCAAAAGGCUCAGCCAAAGCAAGAGCUUAAUCUACAUGGAUUGAGUAACUUAAGGAGACACAAGAGAUUCUGCAGAUGUUGGAAUCUGGAGCAACAGACACAAAAAGUGCUGGAGGAACUCAGCAGGUCAGGCAGCAUCCGAGGAGGGAAA